Messenger RNA from Plectropomus leopardus (leopard coralgrouper), 1044 nucleotides. RefSeq names its product free fatty acid receptor 4-like. Gene Ontology annotation, molecular function: fatty acid binding; G protein-coupled receptor activity; taste receptor activity. NCBI's taxonomy places the organism in Eukaryota, Metazoa, Chordata, Actinopteri, Perciformes, Serranidae. Gene Ontology annotation, biological process: G protein-coupled receptor signaling pathway; cellular response to hormone stimulus; hormone secretion. The record is from RefSeq and is a predicted model, not a curated record. Gene Ontology annotation, cellular component: plasma membrane.
AUGGAUAAUAACUCUCACUUACAAAACUUCACCUAUUUCUCCUUCUUCUCUGAGGCGCAACACUCAGAUCAUGUUGCCACCACUGUUGUCGAGACCUUGGCUAUCACCGCCGUCUUCCUGGUCUCCGUGGUAGCAAAUGUGGCAGCUGCAGCCCUGGUAACCUGGGAACGCAGACUGCUGGUCAACAAGAUAGUCCUGACCCUCAACUUGUUUGUGGCCGACCUGCUGUUUGUCAGCAUGAUCCCACUGAUCGUGGCAGUGCGGUGGACCGUGUCCUGGCAGCUGGGGUAUACGGCCUGUCACACCUUGCUCUAUGUCAUCUGUGUGAGCGGCUGUGUCACCAUCACCACUCUAGCCUCCAUCAGUGUGGAGAGGGUCCAGGCCAUCCUUCGGCUGCAGGCUGUGCCCACUUUGAACAGCAGGAUGGUGACUGCCACCCUCUUGUUCAUCUGGGCCUUUUCUGCACUCACCUCCAUCCCCCUCAGUCUGUUCUUCACUGUGAUGGAAGUGGAUUUCCCUGAGCAGGAGCGUUUACACAUUUGCACACUCAAGUGGCCUGACAGAACUGGAGAGAUCGUGUGGAACGUCGCCUUCGCUGCCCUGUGCUUCCUUCUCCCAGGAUUAAUAAUUGUGGUCAGUUAUGGCAAAAUAUUACAGAUUGCUAAAAGAUGUAGGGUGAGGCUGCGACCCAGAGACAGCCAGCGCGCAGUCAGAGACUCUCCUGAAUACCAUGUCUCCCGCCAGGAUAUGAAGCUCUUCCGUACCCUUCUGGUCCUUGUGCUCUCUUUCUUAAUCAUGUGGAGCCCCAUUUUCAUCAUCACCUUCCUCAUCCUGGCCAGGAACUUCCUGGUUCACUUAGAUGUCUCCUCUACCAUGUUCUUCUGGGUGGUAACGUUCACACUGGCCAACUCUGCCCUCAAUCCCAUCCUCUACUCAGUCUGCCAGUUCAAGAGUGUGUGGCGCAGGUUCUGCUGUGGCUCUGUUGUAGCACCACUGAGGAAAAGACGUUGUGGCAGUCAUCAGACUCAAAGAGGGCAUCCAUGA